AUGAUGCCUCUCGUGCGACCGGCCCUCUCCGGCUCUUUGAGCGCGCGCGCCCGCCUGGCGACAUGCCCUCCUCGCGCCUCGCCCAUUGCGGCCCUUUCGACCUCAUCUGUGAAAUCCGCCACUGCCAUUGAGCAGCAAUCGACAUCAGGCAAGGGCCUGACUGCCUCUGGCAAGGUCCGCCAGGAGGUUCCUCUCCUCACCCAGGAGCCCAAGAAGGGUGCUAUGCAAUAUGUCUUGUACGCUGCCUCGGCAACCUCCACACACAACCGUCUCGCCACGACUUACCAACUGGGCCCGUCAAUCCUCCCUGUGGCCCAUGACCUUCGGUCUCGCCUGCUGCGCCGUCGAGAUGAUGCACCUUUCCACCCCCGCUACGAUCAAGAUCGCUUGGGUAUCAUUUUCCGUGCCUCCCCCCGUCAAUCCGAUGUCAUGAUUGUCGCCGGUACCUUGACAAACAAGAUGGCCCCUGCCCUGCGUCAAGUCUACGAUCAGAUGCCCGACCCCCGAUGGGUCGUCUCUAUGGGCAGCUGUGCCAACGGUGGUGGUUACUACCACUACAGUUACUCCGUUGUUCGCGGUUGCGAUCGUAUUGUGCCUGUUGAUGCCCCCCCUACCUCCGAGGCUCUGAUGUACGGUAUCUUCCAGCUGCAGAAGAAGAUGCGCCACACUCGCAUCACCCGCAUGUGGUACCGCCGUUAA
Molecule: messenger RNA, 699 nt
Organism: Penicillium cosmopolitanum
Lineage: Eukaryota; Fungi; Ascomycota; Eurotiomycetes; Eurotiales; Aspergillaceae
Product: NADH-ubiquinone oxidoreductase 19.3 kDa subunit
Exons: 4
Coding region: 1-699 (232 amino acids)
Biological process (GO): aerobic respiration; electron transport coupled proton transport; mitochondrial respiratory chain complex I assembly
Molecular function (GO): quinone binding; 4 iron, 4 sulfur cluster binding; NADH dehydrogenase (ubiquinone) activity
Source: RefSeq, a predicted model, not a curated record